AUGGUCAUUUCACUUUUGCCCGAAUCCAGCUCGUGUAUGACUGCAAUCAACAACAACCCAAUAUUCGUGGCCAAGGACAUGGAAAAAGACGAAGCUCAAACGAAUGCUUCUCAAACGAAACGACGAGAAGAAACCCCUUCUCCAAUUUUGCGCCAAACACCACCGAGUAGAAACCUCUCCGAAAACAAUCUCGGGAGCAGCCCCCAUCGGCAACUUCCAGAAGCAGCUUCAAUCCGAGUUCCUGUCCCUACUCUAGGCUCUCUCGAAAAUGGCUUUCCCGGUCUUCUCGGCGAUCCGAAUGCUCUCCGUCUUCUCCAAGCCUCGCUAAAUCUCCAGAGACAACGAAGCAUAAACCUGCCUCUAGAAGGCCUUCAAAGAUACAUCGGCACCUCCUCCUGGCCUCCUCCGACAGCACAAGCAGCUACGAGCACCGCCCUGCCAAUUCCAACACCACUUCUGACUAGCGCUGGUCUUUUGGCUCCAACUCCAGCCGCCUUACAGGAUGGAGGAGCAGCGAAUGGAGUCUUCAACCAGCCGCCGUUCGCAGACACUGGGAUGAUGCAAGCCUAUGCUUUCCGGUAUGGCUCUGCAGGACGAUUUCCAUCGAAUGGACACCGGAAAAACGCUACUCGAGAAAACACGGCGCCGUUGAAGAAAUGGUUGGAGGAACACAUGCGGAAUCCUUACCCAACCAAGGCGGAAAAAAUUACUCUUGCGAUCAUCUCAAGCAUGAGCCUUACCCAAGUGAGCACUUGGUUUGCUAAUGCUCGUCGCCGGCUGAAAAAGGAAAAUCGAGUGACUUGGGAAACGCCACGAGAAGCUAACGGCUCUGAUGAGCUAGAAGCUGAAACCGAAGAGCUAGAACGAUCAAGAGAAACCGACGCUCGAAACAACGAUCAGACAUCCUGUCCGUCGCCCCCUCGUCGAAGGUCACCAACAUUCUCGUCUGCUCCUACAGCUGCGAUUCCUUCUACUUUGCCCACGAUUCCCACUUUACCUGGCCUUCGUCCAGGACUUCUAGGAGUAGCAGCGCCGGGCCACUUGCCAUCGCUUCCGCCAGCGACCCAUCUCUACCACCAGCUGUUGAUGAAUCAGAUUCUAAGACCCGUUACAAGUCAGUUGCCCGCAGUGUCCGUGACUAGUUCCCUGGGCUCAAGUCCUCCAAAGUCAACAAACUCCGGAAUCACUGACCCACCCGUCCAGCCGAGAAGGAUAUGGUCUGUAGCUGAAGAAAUAGAACGCGCCAGAACUGAAAGUCCGGAAGAACAUCCGUCCGAAGGCGAGAGCGAAAAAGCAUAG
Oikopleura dioica is the source of this 1299-nucleotide messenger RNA. Lineage: Eukaryota; Metazoa; Chordata; Appendicularia; Copelata; Oikopleuridae. The record is from the annotation of a GenBank genome assembly.